Messenger RNA from Penicillium psychrosexuale, 696 nucleotides. RefSeq names its product BTB/POZ domain-containing protein. Gene Ontology annotation, molecular function: protein binding. The transcript is spliced from 3 exons. Lineage: Eukaryota; Fungi; Ascomycota; Eurotiomycetes; Eurotiales; Aspergillaceae. The record is from RefSeq and is a predicted model, not a curated record. The coding region runs from base 1 to 696 and encodes 231 amino acids.
AUGUCCGAACUCCAGGACGUAAUGCGAAACUUACUUCUGCGAGGUCAAUUCUCCGAUAUGAAGAUUCUUUGUCAAGGAAUUACUUUCGAAGUUCACCAAGCUAUUGUUUGUACCCAGUCAAGCUAUUUCAAUAGUGCGAUGUGUGACGGCUUCAAGGAAUCCACCGAGAAAGCUAUCAAUAUCCUGGAUGACAACCCAGAGACCAUUGAGCGUGUCCUGUCCUUUCUCUAUCUUAGGGACUACAGUGAGGAUGGACACAUACUUCAAUACCGACCCAUUACAGAACUUGCCAACAAAGAAUCUGAUUCAUAUGUUUCAGAAAACAAGCCAGAAAAUACUGAGCCAGAAAGUACAGAGCCAGAAAACCAAUCUGCUUUCAACAAUAUUGAAGUAUUUAUCGCAGCUGAUAAAUACGGAAUUAUUCCAUUGAAGACUCUGGCUACCUCGAAGUUCUCUCGAUGGGCGAAUACAAGCUGCGGCUCUCCAGUGUUCCCCGAAGUGAUCAAAAAGGUCAUGACAUCAGUACCGUCACAUGAAACAACUCUUUGUGAAGUUAUUGCCGACAUCUUCUCGAGGCAUAUCUUCGACCUUAUCAAAGACCCAGAGAUAGUUCAUACUUUGGAUUCUUUUGGAUAUCUUGGGUCCUUGGUUAUUGCGAGAUUACCGUCGCUGUCGGCAUUGUUUGAAGGAUUUUAA